UGUAUCUGAUGUUACAGUUAACAUUUGCUUUUUGUGGUUUCUGGGAUAAUAUUCAUGUGCUGCGCUAACGUUGAAUAGAAAAAGUUGCAUUUGAGAAGCAGAACAGCAGAGACUGGCAAAAAGCCACCACUGUUCUGAUAUAACGCAUCUAGUAAAUAUUUGAUGACAGCUUGAAUUAUAAACAUGAAUCGAUAAUAUUGCAGAGCAUCUGUUUCCAUUUAUUCAUAAGUAGGGGUUUUUUUCUCCCUCAUUUUUGACUACAGAUAAGCCUAUUUGCUGGGGCUGUGAUAGCGCACAUGUCGCUGCUGUUUCAUCAUGAAGUCUAAAGAGAAUAGGGCAUCGGCUUUUGUUACCAGGAAGUGGGUCGCGUUAUUUAUAUUUCAACACUUGCGAGACCGGCGUGAAGGCGCGCUGGUAAUACGAAACUUACAAUAUCGUUCUGGAUCUUAUACGAUUCGCCGGAAUUUAUGAGACUGACCUGGAAUGAUGUUUUGCCACUAAGGGUGCAUGGAUAUCUACAUCAAAUCAACGGAAAGACAUUGACAAAACUCGCGCCAGGACACGGCUGCACGCCAGGUGGCGUUGUAAUGAAGAUCCAUGAGAAGAUCCUAACCCAUUACCUGUCCUGCACUUCACCUGUCGAUAAAGAAGGAUAUCUUUACAAAAAGAGGGAGAGGAACACCACUUACCUGCGCCGCUGGUUUGUGUUGAAGGGGAAUCUGCUGUUUUAUCAGGAGCGUCCGGGCGACCGUAACCUCUUGGGUGUGAUUGUUCUGGAGGGCUGCAUGGUGCAGGCGUGUGAGACAGACGGCCAGUUCUGUUUCUCUUUGGUGUUCACGGGACCAGGCCUCCGCACGUACAGACUAGCCGCUGAUGACCAUCUCAGCCAGGAGAGCUGGAUCGGGGCUCUGUUCUGCGCUAGUCACAUCUACCUCUCUUUAAUUGUCAGAGACCUGGAGAGACGCUACGAAGAAGCUAGAAGAGACAAAGGCCUUUGUGACUCCAUCCAGACCUCGGCAGUGACUUCUGCACCCAAUAAGAUAAUGGCUUCCUGGAACUCAGGACAACCCUAUUUCGUACAUGGGACUUCCAUAGUGCCCAGAGAUGGGCGUAGCUACAGCACCAGUGCUGUACCACCUCCAUCUACUCAGAACAGACCCAUCGGUUACAGUCUUCAUGCCCCUCCUAUUCAAUUCAAGACUACCAAUAAGCGUUCUCCAAAGCUCUGGCCCAAGAGAAAUGCCCAUGUCACACCCUUAAAUGGUCCGGCACCAUCUUAUGGGGAGUGGCCAGCUGUGAACUUCGAUCCUUUGGAAGAGUUUAGUAAACUGCACGAGUACUAUGGAAAUGAGAUUAAGCAACUAAGAGCUGACUGGCUGAAGAAGAAGCGAGAGGAAAUGGGACAUGUCGAGGAGGACCUCAUUGAUCUCGGCUAGAGCAACAUCUGAGACUGUCACAUCUAUGCAUUUGUUCAUGUUGUUGUUCAAAUAGGGAAAACAAUAUUCUGAAACAAUAGAUUGAUGAAUGUAUUAAGAUGCAGUACUAGUAUAAUCCUGCUGUCGUCUUUAUUUUAUGAAGGCACUGACAGAGUCUGAUCUUGUGGCGUUUUCUGAUAUAAAAAAAAAAUUAAUUUCCUCUCUGUGGUCUCUCAGGCUAGUUCCUUCUCACUUGACCUGUCAUAAAGUAGACCCAGGCCACCGGUAGUUAACAUUUUUUAUGUGCAUACAUUUAUGAUGGCAGAAAUUCAUAUUGCACCAAAGUACUUCAUAUAGAGAUUAGAGAUGACAUGUGGAGCUGUAAAUGCAUGAUAAUAAAUUCGUAUUUUAAUUUAUUGCAACGUCUUUUGAGAUACAUACUGAGAGAGCCUACUUAAUAAUGUUAUCUUGAGAAGAGGGCGACACAAGUGAUUGUUCAGUUCAGAUUUACAGAACUUGUUUCAUACGGUUCAGGAGGUUUCAUAAAUAAACUGAAAUACACGCCCUUUAUAUUCUUCCUCUUUCACAACAUCUCAGUUCUUUGGGGAUGUAGAUGUGCCUUUUUUCCUUUUAGUUUCUACUCAACACAGGAACGUUAAACAUUAGAAGCAACAGUUAUUUAUUACAGUCAUAUCAGUAAGCAUCAAUACAAACUGUUCAGUUCUGUAUGCUAUAGGUCACCAGAGGACUGUAUUCAAACAUGCUUCAGGCACAGCAGUCACUAGCUGCUUCACAACUGAUAUUCUAUUAUUUAAUGUUCUAUAGAUAAUUGUAUAUGGACAUCAGCAAUGUUUUGUUUUUUUGUAUAAAUGUUUUAUACAUUCGCAGUUUCUAUGACUACCAUGCUUUUGUCUUAAAUUUAGUAUAAAUCAGUUUUGUUGUAAUAUAUUUGACUUUCGAUGCUAAUUUAUUUAGCGAUAGAUUUGAUUGUUUUAUGUAGUAUUUAUCCUCGAAUGUAAUGUAAAUUGUAAUCAAUUUUGCAAAAAUACAUUUAAUUGAAUGCUUGUUUAAUUUAGUAAGUUACAUUUUGAGUGUAUUUCAGCACUGCAUAUUGCACAGCAUUAGUACAAAUAUUUUUAAAUCAAUGGGUUUGUUUGGUUUAUUUUACUGUACCCUAUUAAACUCUUAUUGUGAACUAUUGUUUACUGUAUCAAAAAAAUUGAAUAAAAAUCCUAAUAAAUUA
Messenger RNA from Puntigrus tetrazona (Sumatra barb), 2658 nucleotides. It is a transcript of the gene pheta2, whose product is annotated as PH domain containing endocytic trafficking adaptor 2. The transcript is spliced from 4 exons. Gene Ontology annotation, cellular component: early endosome; recycling endosome; trans-Golgi network. Bases 468 to 1436 code for a protein of 322 amino acids. The record is from RefSeq and is a predicted model, not a curated record. NCBI's taxonomy places the organism in Eukaryota, Metazoa, Chordata, Actinopteri, Cypriniformes, Cyprinidae. Gene Ontology annotation, biological process: retrograde transport, endosome to Golgi; receptor recycling; endosome organization.